UUAUAUCUGAUUUCUGCUGCCCGGGGCCCUGGAUUUUCUUGAUGCGAAAGGCAAUUCGAUGCUGCCCGAAAUUCGUCAACUUAACCGUUUUUCAAAUUCAUUUGAGCGCCAAAAUAGAACAAAACGUAAAGACAUGGGUUUGUAUGAGUUACUAAAAAUUUAUCGAAGCUCAAUAAUCGACAGCUCUAUUCUCAAAAACAGAAGUACUUUUCUCUCAGAAACUGAUCAGUUAGCAGCAUUACAGCUAUCAUUUAUUUUAUUACAAAAAAAGUUAGGAUUGAAUACGGAUAUUUCUUCAAAAGAACUGUUUUCAUAUCGUGACAUAAUCUUGAGACUCAAAGAUAAUACACAGAUAUUUGAUGAAGAUGAACCAGAUUUUAAAAACAAAAAUGACAAAGAGUUGUAUAAUAGCUACAAUCUAUUUUUAAAGCACUGUAAUAUGAUUGAUGAAAUCGAUGUUAAAAACUCCGCUGUGAAACUUAUCAAGGAGCAGCCAAGUGGUGGUGAUAAAAAAGAUAGAGAUGUUUUGUCACCAGUUCCUAAAGCUUUAAACACUGAUAUUGUGCAAUUUCGUAGAGUGGUUAUUGGUUAUCUGCAGUUAUUAGUAAAUUCUCGAGAUGAAAUUGCACUUGCACGUGUUAUUGAUCUUCCAUCUCGAGGAAUUGACCAUGCCGCAUUUACAGAAAUUCGAAAGCAUGCUACAAAAAAAUCAAUGUCAAUGUAUCAGGUUGUGUGUUCAUUUUCACGUCAAAUUUUGUUAGGUGGUAAAGGCUAUCAUCCUGAUAAUCAACAUAUUCUUUUUAAACAUAAAGAGGGAUUGGUAAAUUUCAUUCAGCUGGUAGAUGAAUUACAAACAGCAUUAGAUGAUUCAAUACAGUUUAAAGAUGGUAUUAAGCAAAUACUAAAGAUAUUAAAAAAUACAUUUAUUAAAUGCAAAACACCUGUGUUUUCUUCAUCUCUUGUAUCACAAACAUUAAACAACAUCUUAAUGGAUUUUAAUGAAUUUGGAAUCAAUCAAUCAACUGAUUCUGAUAAAAUACUAUUGUUGCGUGAUUUUCUAGAUUAUAUGAGCUGUAAAUAUGGCAAUAACAUUAAUGCAACAUCUUCUCUCUGUGGAAUUCUAUCAACACCUGUACCAAACUCAGCAGUGUAUGUUAAGUUGACAACUUUUUCUACUAAAUUUAGAACUCCUGAGGUUAAUGAAGAAACUCCUAAAAAAAUCAAGCUGAGCAAGCAAAACAAAGAAAAUUCGUGCGCAAGACCUUUAGUUGAGUUGCAAACGGGUUUUUCAGAAAAGCUGUCUAAGUAUGAUGAAAUAGAAUCUCCCUCUCCUUUUGUUUGUAUUAUACGCUGUCUAAAAAGCCCGUUGAAGGAAGUUAGUAAUCAACUAUCAAAAAACAUUUUAAACGAAACUCGUGAAUUAAAAAAAGAACCGUCAAGAUUUUUAAAGCGGAAGAAUUCAAGAAAAUUGUCAAGCGUUUCAAAGAAAUUAAAUCUUCUUCCAGGACAACAAACCAUAACUAGUUUCUUUAAUAUGACGUAGUAUAUUUCCUGUGACUUACAUCGCCCUGUGAUAAAACAAGUUUUAUAAUUUCUAAAAUGA
Hydra vulgaris (swiftwater hydra) is the source of this 1603-nucleotide messenger RNA. RefSeq names its product PCNA-interacting partner. The record is from RefSeq and is a predicted model, not a curated record. Gene Ontology annotation, cellular component: chromatin. Gene Ontology annotation, biological process: negative regulation of double-strand break repair via homologous recombination. Lineage: Eukaryota; Metazoa; Cnidaria; Hydrozoa; Anthoathecata; Hydridae.